This is a messenger RNA of Dermatophagoides pteronyssinus (European house dust mite), 811 nucleotides long. RefSeq names its product Golgi-associated plant pathogenesis-related protein 1-like. NCBI's taxonomy places the organism in Eukaryota, Metazoa, Arthropoda, Arachnida, Sarcoptiformes, Pyroglyphidae. The record is from RefSeq and is a predicted model, not a curated record. Gene Ontology annotation, cellular component: extracellular region.
UAUUGUUAAAUUUAAUUUUUUUUCAAAUAAAUUCUACUAUAGUUUGAAAAUAAAUAAACAAACAAAAAACUGUCUAACAAACACAUUAUCAACUAAUCAUAAACAGCAGUGCCAGUUUGAUUAAAUAAUACAACAGUAAAACAAUCAGAAAUAAAUGGAGUCAACAGAAACAAAAACACGAAAAUGGCGUGAAUCGGAUGGUACUGAAGUAAUCGAAACAACGACUAUACGCCGAAUUCGUACAUCAAGUGGAAAAAUGAGCACUGUAUCCAGUGCCAAUAAUGCAUCCACUGUGAAUUAUACUAGUAAUCAAUUCGAAAAGGAUGCAUUGAAUCGACACAAUUAUUAUCGAGCUCGACAUGGUGUGCCUAAUUUGGAAUUAUCCAACCAGUUAUGUCAACAUGCCCAAGAGUGGGCCAAUAAACUAGCUGAAAGUAGUUCAAUGAAACAUCGAUCGGAAAAUAAAUAUGGAGAAAAUAUUUUUAUGAAAAGUGGUACCAAUAUUAGCAUUCAUGGAAACGAUGCAGUCGAUGCUUGGUAUGAUGAGAUUCAUAAAUUUAAUUUUCAUUCACCAAGUUUCCAACCGGGUACUGGUCAUUUUACUCAAGUUGUUUGGCGUGAAUCAAAAUAUUUGGGUAUAGCAUAUGCUAAAAGAGGUUCAUCAAUUUUUGUGGUAGCCAACUAUGAUCCAGCGGGUAAUUAUCAAGGAUAUUUUAAAGAAAAUGUUCCACGUCCAAAAUAAAUGAAAAUGAGAAUAAUAAAAAAUAGGAUAAUGAUGAUGAUAUAAUCUAUUUAUUCAUUGCCUAGAUCA